Molecule: messenger RNA, 360 nt
Organism: Lolium perenne
Lineage: Eukaryota; Viridiplantae; Streptophyta; Magnoliopsida; Poales; Poaceae
Source: RefSeq, a predicted model, not a curated record
AUGAGAAGAACAAAGUGUCUAUCCGGUGCUGAAAAGAAGAAGAAAAGAAAGAGAUUAGAUGCAGUAACUCAGUCGCAAAAGGGUGCUCUAGACAAAUUUAUCGUGAAAAAGUCUCAGGCAAGUUCUGAAGUGGAGGCUCAUACUGCAGAAUUUGAUGAAGGUGAUAGUGGCGACGAACGCGCUGAUGCUUAUACUGAUGACGACAGUGAUGAUGCUAAUACUGAUGAUGAAGGUAAUGAUGCUAAUACUGGUGUGGAAGAUAAUGAUGCUACACCAAUAGCUCUUUUCAAUCCUGAUAUAUUUGAUCCAAGAUAUUGGGAGGGUCUUGAUCCUAAAAUGGUCGACAUUUUGCUCCAAUAG